AUGAUUUCCAACAUCAACACAUUCUCGUGCUUCGCCCUUUCGUCGCUUGUAUUAGCGCACUUCGGCGAAGCUGUCGCAAUACCGCGAUUUGGAAAAAUAGAUGGAAAAGUUAGAAGAGAUAUAUCGGAAGUAGUGCAAAGGUCAUCAAUUGCGCCGAGACAAGUUGCAAGUGCGAGAGGACUUGUGCAACCAAUCUGGCUGAGUGACGACGGAUUGCGUUAUUAUACAAAUAUUUCCUUUGGGACACCGCCGCAGCCUUUAACUCUUGCCCUGAGUCUGGACGGAACGACAUGGGCGCCGACACUACCGGCUGGUGUUAGUGCCGACUCGUACUGUGCGGACACCAAGAAUGAGGUUUCUUGCUCGUAUGCAAGGAUAUCUGGAUUCUAUACAAUUCCUGGAUCGGUUACAUAUUCUCCGCGGGGCGAUUAUCAAGAAUUGGAAGUCGAUAGCCAGGAUACGGUCAAUGGUAUACAAGCAACCGAACACAUCCAACUCGGAUCUUCGAUUCUCGCGAACGUCGGUAUCGCGGUUGCGGAUAGUUGGACAUCUGCUCCUCAACUAUCGCUUUCUUCCUUAUCUCCAUCCGGAAGCCCUGGCCAACAAUUAUUACUCGUACUUCAACGAGCUGGCUUUAUUAAUACCCUUACAUACUCUCUCGCUUUCACUAGCGUAGAUAGGAGAGGAAAUAUUGAUUAUGAGUCUGGAGAAUUGAGCUUUGGAGGGAUCGAUGAAACUCAAUUUUCGGGGGAGUUGAGCUCCUUCGAGGGUGGAAACGAUACCGAUGCUGGUGUUCUGCCAGUUAGUAAUAUCUACUGGAUUGAUGGAAAGGGAAGAAAUGUGUCCAUUGUAGAUGAGGACAGUGAUGCCGGGCAUCUCGGCGUGGGUCAGGUGUCGCUUACGCCAUAUCUUUGGAUUCCAGAUGCAAUGUUUGAGAUCAUUGUUAGCCUGUUCCCCGAUGUUGAGAAAUCAAAGGGCUCUGAGGUUUAUACAAGAAAUUGCACUGCCUCACUUGAAGAACUUGACAUCAAGUCACUUCAGUUAUCAAUCGAUAGAACCUUCAUUACAAUCCCAACAAAUCUUCUCUUUUUUCCUGUCAUUGGAAAGAAGGGUCUUUGCAAUCUCGCAGUCAGGCCAAUUUCCGACUACCCCGCCACUACUGCCCCUGCGGAUUAUAUCCUUGGAUUUCCUUUCCUUCGGUCAGCCUACACAGUUUUUGACCAUACCCACCGCCUGACACACUUAGCGCCACGCCGUGUAGCUUUUUCCUCAACAUCAAGUUUGACACCGGUUGGUGAGGGCAAUGCUACGGUAUCCGGCACAGGCGCAUCUCUUCGCACAACAUUCCAAGCAGCUACAACCACCCUUUCCGUUCCGCUCCAACAACUCUCCGAAACUCCAUCAACCGCUACCGCCACCACAACAUCUGCCUCUGCAACACCUACAGAAACCAAGCUUGUCUAUUACUACGAGCCUCCCAAAUCCAAGCCCAACAUCGGCGCAAUUGUGGGUGGAGUAGUUGGAGCUGUUGUCUUCCUAGCAGUUGUGAUCGUCUUUUAUCCUCUUUUGAAAGCCGCCAAUGAUCGUAGAAAACGCCAGUCGAAACGCGAGUCUAGACGUCGUGAGCGAUCUCGCACCUCAAGCGCGAAUGAUUUGAGUCCUGUGGAUAGUAAUCAAAAUGGAGAGGAAAAUGAAAAUGACGAGGACGGUGAUGAAAAGGAGGAUGUUGAUGCUAUCACAACUGCUAUUGCAAUCGCAAAUAGUAAGAGAGAUAUGCCUGCUUCAGAAGAUGGGAACCGAAACAGUAUUGCUGGGGCAAGAGAUAGUGUCACAGUAAACAUCACAGAGAUAGAUGAGGCCUCGAGUAGAGGGGGCAGAAAGAGUAGUGACGCGAAAAGUAUGAAUACUUUCGGUGAAAGUGAGAAGAAUUAG
Messenger RNA from Orbilia oligospora ATCC 24927, 1932 nucleotides. RefSeq lists its product as uncharacterized. Gene Ontology annotation, molecular function: aspartic-type endopeptidase activity. Bases 1 to 1932 code for a protein of 643 amino acids. Lineage: Eukaryota; Fungi; Ascomycota; Orbiliomycetes; Orbiliales; Orbiliaceae. The record is from RefSeq and is a predicted model, not a curated record. Gene Ontology annotation, biological process: proteolysis. The transcript is spliced from 5 exons.